Lytechinus pictus (painted urchin) is the source of this 4574-nucleotide messenger RNA. Its product is annotated as membrane progestin receptor gamma-A-like. The record is from RefSeq and is a predicted model, not a curated record. Gene Ontology annotation, molecular function: signaling receptor activity. Lineage: Eukaryota; Metazoa; Echinodermata; Echinoidea; Temnopleuroida; Toxopneustidae. The transcript has 5 exons. Bases 354 to 1334 code for a protein of 326 amino acids. Gene Ontology annotation, cellular component: membrane.
CUUCCCCAAUAGACCGUGACAGUGAGUUGUUAACUUUAUUUGUGGACUAUACAAUUAAAGCACUAUCGGCACAGUCAGUCAACCAAAUCGAAUAUAAUAAUUUAGCUCCAUAACAACUAUAUCAUAUAUACAUGUAUGAGGACAAAUGCAUGCAAAGGGGCCAUGGUAUUAUGUUUGCAUAUUACACCCAAAUACCAAAGACAACCCAGACAUGGCAUAGAGGAACUGCGUUCUUGCUGAAGGGACUAGCUGGAAUCUGGAUACUCAACGGGCCUGAACAAUCCAAAUAUAGGGAUCAUCAGUUUAAAUUGACAGUGACGGGGUGAAAGAGGAGACACAACCAGACGGGCAUCAUGUGGACGCUUAAACUUCUUCGUUUUGAUCAGGUUCCAUCUGAUUUUCGGGAGCCGUUCAUCAUCUCGGGAUACCGGUCCUGUCAAAGUAGCGCAUCAUCCUGCCUGGCUAGUGCGCUCCAACGCACCAACGAAACAAUCAACUUCUGGACUCACUUCAUCCCCGCCAUCAUCUUCCUUCGCCUUACAUGGAUGGUCGCCGUCAACGAUCACGGUGUUGCCCACGAUCCCUUAAUGUGGCCUGUUAUAGUUUUCCUAUUCGGUACCUUUUGUUACACGAUGGCCAGCUCCGUUGCCCAUAUGUUCAAUAGCAUGUCCCAGUGUGCUAGAUACACAUUUUUCUUCAUAGACUAUUUUGGGAUUAGUAUGUACAGUUUUGGUACUUGUCUAGCUUGCUAUACCUACUCAUUUCCACCGGAGUUAAUAGACACGCCUCUUUACCAUGUAUACAUCCCUGUUGCUAUGGUAACGGCCUUCGGAAGUACUUACUUGGCAUGUUGUAGCCGGUUUUCCACCUGGGCUCCCCUCCGAGAUGGCGGUCGUCUGCCAGCGUUUGCUAUACCUUACAUCUGGUGCAAAAUUCCUUUAGUCUAUCGCCUCAUCUAUUGCGAGUCAACGGGGUGCGACAGCGAUGCUCUUUACUUCCAAAUGUGGCAAUUUUAUUUCAUAUUCGGGAUCUCAUUACUCUAUUCCACGAGAUUCCCAGAGGUCAUAGCGCCUGGGAAGUUCGACUUCAUUGGCCACAGUCAUCAGUUCUUCCACAUCGGGAGUAGUCUCGCCAGCUACUGCCAUUACCUCGCCUUUCUUGCGGAGUUGGAGGAGCGCCCAGAUUUCAUUGAGCAGCACGGCAUGCCUACAUUCAUGUCAACCUUUGGUGUUUUUCUCGCCGUGCUUGUCGGGAAUGUCGCCAUCGUAUGGGUUCUGUCGUUAUGGGUGGUUAGGAUCAAGUCGCGAUCAAAAGCGACAGAAUACUCAGACUGAUGUUUAGAUUCAGUAUGCUACCGUGUGUUUCAUCAUGUUAGAUGAAAAAAAAUCAGAUCUUAAGCAAGCCCAAGGGGAUCUUUCCAUCGACUUUAGUCUUCCGACAAAGUUGUCCGAUUUGACAGCUUGAUUUCAUUGAUUUUGAUUGGCUGAGAAGUAAUGAUACCAUGCAUCUGUCGAAUAAAAGACACUAAUUUGUGGGAUAAAUCAUCCGACAAGUCCUGAAAUGCUCCCUGUGUGAUUGAGGGGAGAGGACUGGGGGCUGGUUGCACAAAUCUUACUUUGACAGCAAACACAAGUUCCAAAAAGUGCGCACUUCUGUUUGGUUGGAUUUCAAGUUCGUUAUUUUCGAGAAUUUUUAUUAAUCAGUGGUUGAGGUUGAUAAAUUUUAUCAUACUUAAGAUUUGAACAAUGCGGCAUCCCAUGCAAUAACAAUUCUCUUCCAUUUCAGAUAGAAACUACCGUGUCUUUCAUUUGUAGAUAUAAUAGUUUUCACUAUAUUUAUAUGUAUUAAAAAAUGACACAAUUAUAGUAUAAGAGAUUAUUAGAAUGAGAGGAAGAAUAUUUAUUUAAAGUUUCUGUUUUGCUGUUGAAUUCUGUAUACUUCAUAGUUAUAUAGGCCAACUUUAUGAUGUUUGUUAAAUAUUUUACUUUACCGUGAUUGCUGAUUUGAUUUUUGUUAUUCAACAAUUGAUUUAUUCUUGUAGUUUAUUCCCGUGAGCCAUGGGCUUAUAGCAGUUCGAAGGCUGGAGUGAAUACCGUGUUGAAAUAAAUAAACUUUAUGAUUAAUGAAUUAGAAAUAUGCUCUCGAAAACAUAAUCAUCGGUCAUCGGAGAAUAUAGCUGAAUAUAUUAUAUCAGAAAAUGAAUAUACAGCAUCCAUAUUUUUUAUUGCAGUGCUUGGAAAUUGUUUGAAAAUUUUGUAAAUUGUUUUUAGUACAGAAGAUAAAGGAAAAUUUGAAUAAAAAAGUACACAUUUGGCAAACCUCGGAGAGAAUGGUUUUGGGUCAAUGAAAUAACAAUGACUCCAGCGGCGUAACAGGGGUCGGGGGCCAGGGGGGGGGGGGCAAGAACCAAAAAUAUCCCGGUCAUGAACAGGCGUAAUGGUGUAAUGAGGCGACUUUUUUGAGAAGGCCAAAUAUAGCGUAUCGGGCAGAAUUUAUCUUUUUAAAAAUGUUGCGAGCGAGCGAAGCAAGCGAGCAAAAAUUCUGACCUUUUUAAUAAAAAAAAAUCAAAUUUUGUGAUAUAUUUUGACAUGAUAUCCAGAGAAUAAUAUAUUUCACUCUUCUCUCUUUAGAUUCCCUUUUUUUUGGUCUAUACGCCACUGUGAACAGGAUUUUUUGCGGCAGUAGCGUGAAGAGUAAAAAAAAAAAAAACGAGGGGCGCAGUAUAGCACAUGUGCUAAAAAGCUGUUUUAUAUAAGUCCCGAGCGAGCGAAGCGAGCGAGAAAAAAAACCACCUUUUCAGAGAAUCUAACUUUGAGCUAUUUUUUUGACAUUAUGUUCAAUAAAUAAAAUCAUAUCCUACACUUUUCCUUUGCUUUUUCUUUCCUCCUUGUUUUUUGUUCUUGUUUGUAGAACUUUUUGGGGCCAUGGCCUAACCCUUCCAUACGCAGUGCUGUUGGGGACCGGGGCGGAGCCCCCGGAACUUCUUGAUAUCAAAGCCAUUUAAACCUCGCAGAUUGCCGCUAUAUUAAUCAAAUCGCGGGCAUAUACAGAAUAUAGCUUUUGCACAAAACAUUUAUUCAACCCAGUUGCGUAAUGAACCAAAUAUUUUGAGGGGAGAAAAACAUAGCAAUGUGGGAAAAAUUUGUAAAAAGUCACCAGCGUGCCUAAAAAAAAUGCCUAUUGAAAUUAAAUUCUAAUUAUGUGAUAGAUUUUUCCAUUAUAUUCAGCAAAUAACACAUUUCAUUGUUUCCAUUCAUUUUCAUUAUACGUUGUCUCCUAUAAUUUCUUUUAUUUCCUCUUGGGUGUGGAACCAAGACCCCCCACCAGCCUGUAUGCCAGUGAUUGAACGGGGGCGUUAUAGAGCCAUUUGAAGGUUAUAAAUGAAGAGCCCCCUUGCCCCGGUAGCUUAUUUGCGUAAAAUUUAGCAUGCUUGUAGCACAAUGUUGUAAAUCAUCGGCAGCCCGGUCGUAUUAUUUUUUUCCCUUCCCUUUUCUUUGUUUUCCAAUUUAGCUUUUGACUAAUUACAUUCUAACUUCGUUUCCCGCUAUUGAUUGCCAUUUUGUCAUCUUUUAAUUUAUUUCCCACCGUAAUAGUGCAUUACAUAGGCCUAUUUCGGAAUGAUUUUUUCUUUCUCAAAUGUUCUUCUUUCGUACAUUUUCCCGCUUUCCUUCCUUUUCCAUUAAAAAAAAGGUUUUUUCUUCGUUUUCUUUUCCCUUUUCCCUUUCCCUUUCCUUUUCCUCCUUUCCUUUUUCACUUUCCUUCCCCUUUCUUUCUCCCUCCUUUUUUUCUUUUUCCAGUUUUUUUUUUAUUUUCCCGGUGAAAUCCGCCAGGGGGCAGAUUGCCCCCCCCCGCCUGUUACGCCACUGAAUGACUCCACAAUAUUAUUAUUUUUUUAACAUAAUAAAAACCAAUCCAUUAAAGUUCUUAUAGGCAGGGUAUGGGUUUUGUAUUCUCGCCUAAUCUAUCUCUUAUAAUGAUAACAAAACAUAGACAUCAAAGAUCAGGUACUAUGGAAUAGCCCGCUGAUAAAGACUUGUACAACAAUCGACAAAACUUUUGAUCAUUAAUAUUAAAAUUUUAUUGGAUGAACAAGACAAGUUUCUCUCACAUCAACUUUUUAAAAGCGAAAUAUACAAAUUUAAUUGUAAUUAUUAGUUCUGAAGUGAACAAAAAAUAUCCAUUGAUUUCUGUCAGACCAAAUUAAUCAAAAAAUCAAAUGCGAUGAAUGACAACACGAUGUUGAGAAGACCCCCCCCCCCAAAAAAAAAAAGUUUCUAAAGUAACUAAGGAAGUUUAUCACCCUUUUAUCAGUAUACAGCUAUACAGUUGAUGCUUUAUUUGUGUUAAAUUACUGGAUUUAAUAUAUCGUGUUUGAUUUUGAAUAAAAUCUUUCCUUUGAUUUAAAGAAAAAUAAUGUGAUUUAAAUUGCUAUCAAAUUUACAAUGAUUGUUCAAAUCGAUUAUGAAAGUUCAUCUGUGUUGGUUGAAAAUAAGUAAAAUUUAGAUUGUUCGAAUCUGUAUAGUGCCCUACUAUUCUAUUUCAUGUUGAUAUCACAAUAAAAAAAACACCUCACU